UACAUGGUGACAUAUACUAUAUGUAUAUGUGAACAAUUAUCUCUAUAAAUACAUCUUUCAUAUUCAUUGAGAUUUCUCAUAACAAAUUAGUUAUCUACAAGGAGGGAUGAAGAUCCAUCUAUCACUUCAUUGUAUUACUCUUCUUUUGAACUUAGCCUUACAAACACCUCAUGUCCUAUCCAUCUCCAUUUCUCAACAAGAAUCCUCUUUUCUUCUUUGCCUUCAAAACAAUUCCUUACCGUCUAACAUUCUCUUCACGCCCGAAAAUCCACAAUACACAAAUCUAUUCUUCUCCUCCAUCCAAAACAAUAGAACCCUUUUCAGUUCUCCUAAACCUUUUCUCAUCAUGACUCCAACACACGGAUCUCAUGUUUCAGCCGCAGUCCUUUGCUCCAAGAAACUAAAUAUCCCAUUGAGAACUCGGAGCGGCGGACAUGAUUAUGAAGGACUCUCAUACACCACCACAAGCUCUUCCUUUGUUCUCAUCGAGCUCCGUAACUUUCGUUCCGUCAAUAUGGACCUACCCAAUAACACAGUUUGGGUAGAAGCAGGAGCAACGCUCGGGGAGCUUUAUUAUGCCAUCGCCACCAGAAGCAAGACAAUCGCAUUUCCCGCCGGAAUCUGCCCCACAGUCGGCGUAGGAGGGCAUUUCAGCGGAGGAGGCAUAGGGACCAUCAUGAGGUCUUUCAGCUUGGCAAUUGACAACAUUGUGGAUGCCAAGAUCGUGACCGCCAAUGGUGAAAUUCUCAACCGGGACUCCAUGGGAGAGGACCUCUUCUGGGCCAUAAAAGGCGGCGGCGGAGCCAGCUUUGGAGUCAUCCUAUCCUACAAACUACAGCUCGUAAAAGUCCCCCCUAAGGUCACCGUAUUCAACAUUAACAAAAUACUAGCAACACGAAGCGACAUCAAACUUCUCACCAAAUGGCAAUCAAUUGCAUAUAAUAUCGACAAUCGAUUGUUCAUAAGGGUGAUAUUAAAAGUGGUGAAUGUUGAUCGAGAGAGUAAUAAAAACAUUCAAGCUACAUUCCAAUCCUUGUUUUUGGGAGAGAUAAGCGAGCUUCUUCCUAUAAUGGGUGAGAGCUUCCCUGAGCUGGAGCUUCAAUCAAAUGACUGCAUGGAGCUAAAUUGGAUUAGAGCUGUGCUAAACAUUGCAGGUUACUCUCACAAUGAGCCUCUGGAAAAACUACUCACUGUGCUAAACAUUGCAGGUUACUCUCAGAAUGAGCCUCUGGAAAAACUACUCAGCAGAGCUCCCCAAUUCAAUAACUUAUUCAAAAUUAAGUCAGAUUUCCUCACAAAGCUCAUCACUGAUGAGCAAUGGGAGGUGAUUUUUAGUGAGCUUCUGAAAGGAGAAGAGCACCCUUUUCUAAUUAUAGAACCAUUUGGUGGAAGAGUGGAUGAAAUAAAUGAAGCAGAAACUCCAUUUCCACACAGAAACGGAAGUCUGUAUAACAUACAACAUAUUAUAACCUGGGAAGAUCCAGGGAUGGAAGUAGCAGAGAAAUAUAUUGAUAGGAUGAGGGAAUUUUAUGAUUUUAUGACACCAUAUGUUUCUAACAACCCUAGAACUGCAUAUUUAAACUACAGGGACCUUGAUUUGGGGAGAAAUCUGCAUAAAAAUGCUAGUUAUUUGGAGGCUAGGGUGUGGGGUGAAAAGUAUUUUAAGGGAAAUUUCAGGAGGCUGGCCUAUGUGAAGGCUAAAGUUGAUCCUGAGAAUUUAUUCUGGAAUGUGCAGAGCAUUCCUCCUCUUGCUUGAUUUUAAUGUCAUGAUAUGAUUAUAUAAAUUGAGGUUUGGGUUUAGGAAGAAUUGUGUGCAUUCAUACACACAAUUCUCAUGUAACUUUGAUUUCUUACAUUUAUACCGCUUUAGCUAUCAUUGAAAUGUUGUGGUUAACUUCAU
Phalaenopsis equestris is the source of this 1900-nucleotide messenger RNA. Its product is annotated as berberine bridge enzyme-like 22. NCBI's taxonomy places the organism in Eukaryota, Viridiplantae, Streptophyta, Magnoliopsida, Asparagales, Orchidaceae. The record is from RefSeq and is a predicted model, not a curated record. Gene Ontology annotation, molecular function: FAD binding; oxidoreductase activity. The transcript is spliced from 2 exons. The coding region runs from base 107 to 1756 and encodes 549 amino acids.